AUUUUUUUGAAUCUAAUAAACAAUUAGAACAUCUAAAAGAAGCACAGCAAUCUUUACAAAGAGAUACAAUAUAUGAGAUUAUACAUGAUGUUGAUACUAGAUGGAAUUUGACUUUUUAUGCUUUAUGUCAUUUGUAUAUUCUCAAAUUACUUAUUCAAUGGCUUGCAAAUAUAUUAAAUCAUGAUGCUAAAAGUAAUAUUCGUAAUGAUGGUAUUAAACUUCAAUCUAAACUUUUAAAUGAAGAUGAAUAG
Messenger RNA from Racocetra persica, 251 nucleotides. The record is from the annotation of a GenBank genome assembly. Lineage: Eukaryota; Fungi; Glomeromycota; Glomeromycetes; Diversisporales; Gigasporaceae.